Microsporum canis CBS 113480 is the source of this 1356-nucleotide messenger RNA. RefSeq names its product bad response to refrigeration protein 6. Gene Ontology annotation, cellular component: nuclear envelope; nuclear membrane. Lineage: Eukaryota; Fungi; Ascomycota; Eurotiomycetes; Onygenales; Arthrodermataceae. The record is from RefSeq and is a predicted model, not a curated record. Gene Ontology annotation, biological process: nuclear envelope organization; lipid homeostasis. The coding region runs from base 1 to 1356 and encodes 451 amino acids. The transcript is spliced from 3 exons.
AUGCAGAACCGCUCCAACGAAGCCCCUAUGGACUUUGAGUGGCAGACAAGAGCUCCUGGAGAUGCCACUUCGCCCUUCUACCAACUCGGCCUCAAGAAUGAUCAAUCAAAUGGCCGUCGAACCUUUGCGUCCCCCAUAAAACCCCAGACCCCAGCACCACGCGAGCCGUUGACCCAGACAACCCGCCUCGCGCAGCCCUCUUUUAAUAAUGUCAACCUCACCCGUGGCUCGUCUUUUACGACACCGCGCAAGUUAGAAGUGGAUGUCUCCUCAGGAGCUGAAAACCUUUCAUCUCCGGAGCAUGCAGAUAAUGACGAGACCCCCGAACAACCGUCAAAGGCCACCCGCCGCAAUUCCUUAUUCAACCUCUAUGGCAUGUAUGCUCCGGCUGCUCCAAGUUCUGGCCGUGGGGAAGUGCCACGCUCAAAUAAGUUCCCGCAUGCCCUGGCGAAGAAGGUCCAAAAGCGACGCAGACGAGAUCGAGAGCUCAGACACGUCCGCCAUUUCAGUGAAGACAGCAGUGAUGACCGGCUGAGUAGCCGCGGGUUGGACCGGAAACCACAAAACGCACAACAGAACAACCAAGUUGAAAACACGCAUCAUAUACCCUACCUUUCACGGCUCUUUACCUUUCUCGAAACUCACCCACAUAUUCCUCGAAUACUGUCAUACUACGCUCAAUUCACAUUUAACUUGAUAAUCGCCUUCUUGAUAUUAUACGUCAUUGUUGCUUUCUUACUUGCUAUUAAACACGACGUCGAGAUAGCUAGUGAGAGCCAGUCGGCGGAUAUCCUUGCAGAGAUAGCCAUAUGUACUAAAAACUACGUCGAGAACCGUUGCGGUGACCCUGAUGGGAGGAGACUACCUGCACUGGAAACGGUGUGCGAUAACUGGGAGAGGUGUAUGCAUAGAGAUCCUGCAAAAGUUGGCCGGGCAAGGGUAUCCGCACAGACACUAGCGGAGAUAUUCAACGGUUUUAUCGAACCCAUUAGUUUCAAAGCAAUGUUCUUCUUUAUAUUCUCCAUAGCUCUCUGUGUCACAGUUUCUAACCUUACCUUCUCUUUCUUCCGCAAUAAAUCAAACAAUCCACCUCCAAUGCCGUCCGGUUAUACAGGCUAUACGGCCCCUCCUCACAUGCCCACUCAGCAGUCCCACCUCAGCUACACAUCUGGCCAUUCGAGGCUAGAAAUGGACAAUCCAUUCUUUAGUCACAACGCUCCCCAAGGUGUUUUUAGGGGUGACAAGGGCCCGGAAAGUCGGCCCCAAGGACAACUAGAAAUGGCACCUUCCUCCAGCUAUCCCUCUCACGACCACAUGAGAACUCCAAGCCCAGUGAAGCAGAGGAAGUUUAUGUGA